Molecule: messenger RNA, 1031 nt
Organism: Peromyscus leucopus (white-footed mouse)
Lineage: Eukaryota; Metazoa; Chordata; Mammalia; Rodentia; Cricetidae
Gene: Nudt15
Product: nudix hydrolase 15
Exons: 3
Coding region: 10-522 (170 amino acids)
Biological process (GO): dGTP catabolic process
Cellular component (GO): cytosol
Molecular function (GO): 8-oxo-7,8-dihydrodeoxyguanosine triphosphate pyrophosphatase activity
Source: RefSeq, a predicted model, not a curated record
CCAGGAGCUAUGACCGCCAACGCGGAGCCGAGGCGGCGCCCCGGAGUGGGGGUCGGCGUGGUGGUGGUGAGCUGCGAGCAUCCUCGCUGCGUCCUUCUGGGGAAGAGGAAAGGGUCGUUUGGAGCCGGCAGUUUCCAGCUUCCUGGGGGCCAUUUGGAAUUCGGUGAGACCUGGGAAGAGUGCGCUCAGAGGGAAACCUGGGAAGAGGCUGCGCUACACCUGAAAAACGUGCGCUUUGCCUCCGUGGUCAAUUCUUUUGUUGAGAAGGAGAAUUACCAUUAUGUCACCAUAUUAAUGAAAGGAGAGGUGGACAUGGCUCAUGAUUCAGAGCCAAAAAAUAUGGAACCUGAAAAAAAUGAGAGUUGGGAGUGGAUUCCUUGGGAAGAAUUUCCUCCAUCAGACCAGCUUUUCUGGGCUCUCCGUUGUUUAAAAGAGCAAGGCUACGACCCAUUUAGAGAGGACCUGAACCACCUGGACGGGUAUAGAGGAGAGCACCUCGAAGGAGCUAGGACAAUUCCUUGAUUUAAAAAAAAAACAAACAAACAAACUUUAGUAAAUGGAAGAUUCCGCGUUUCAGGAUAACUCCAUUUUAUCUACAAAGCCACGUGGUCACCGGUUUAUUCACAGUCUCCUAAAGUAACUCGAACCCUUGAGAAAAUCUUCCUGGGCUGUGUUACUGAGUAAUAUGGAUAAGGAACUUGUGGUUAAUUAUCUGUACUACUGUAAGUUACUGUUGUUGGCUGCAUGGAGGCAAGUGCCACAGAAUUUGUCUUCCUGUUCUCAUUCAAAUAGAGGUCACAACUCAAAUGUGGCUGUUCAAGUUUGGAAGCAAUUUGCUCACUGCAAAAUUCAUCAUGAUUGUUGAUGUCCUUUUUCCUCUUACUUGAAAAGAAUUUUUAAAUGACCGCGUAACUCGAGAGAUCAUGACAUGUGGUAUGCUGUACUUUCCUGGUUUCUGACAGAGAAUCAGGGCUGAAUGUGAGACAACUAAGCUUGGAUCCCACUAUUAAAGGCCAAGUCAUCUGAAUUUC